AUGGCACUCACCAACCUCACUUCGUCCAACUCGAUGCAAGACAAGCAACGUCGAAGGAAGCCAAGCUCUUCAUUCCCCGAAACGCCACCGCGGUCAUCUGAGAGCUCAGGCGAAGAAAUGCAGAUCAGCCCAUUGACAGAAAUUUCUUCCCCAGCCUCAUCCAGUUCCACUACCCGUCUCCAGCAACCAUAUCUCCACUUCCUGAUGCCGGAGCCGCCUGAUCACAUGGACGACGACAUGAUCGACCAAAUAUGCUUGUGGCGCCGCAUACUGCUAGCCAGACGGCGCAACAAGGACUGGCGCAACACUCCUGUCUUCGACGAGGUGGACGAUGAGAGCGAUGAGCCUCCCAGACGUAUUCGUUGCUUGUCCGGAUCGUAA
Molecule: messenger RNA, 381 nt
Organism: Recurvomyces mirabilis
Lineage: Eukaryota; Fungi; Ascomycota; Dothideomycetes; Mycosphaerellales; Teratosphaeriaceae
Exons: 1
Coding region: 1-381 (126 amino acids)
Source: RefSeq, a predicted model, not a curated record